This is a messenger RNA of Selaginella moellendorffii, 624 nucleotides long. RefSeq names its product sm-like protein LSM8. Gene Ontology annotation, biological process: mRNA splicing, via spliceosome. Gene Ontology annotation, cellular component: U4/U6 x U5 tri-snRNP complex; precatalytic spliceosome; U6 snRNP. The coding region runs from base 44 to 355 and encodes 103 amino acids. The transcript has 5 exons. Lineage: Eukaryota; Viridiplantae; Streptophyta; Lycopodiopsida; Selaginellales; Selaginellaceae. Gene Ontology annotation, molecular function: RNA binding. The record is from RefSeq and is a predicted model, not a curated record.
GUUCUUCCAUAAAGGGGGCUUUCCAAGCUCGGCUCGAGCGGGAAUGGCCAGCGCCAACAAGGACACCGGCUUGGAAUACCUCGUCAAUCAGCUCAUCUCUGUCAUCACAAACGAUGGGCGGAACAUCGUGGGAAUGCUCAAGGGAUACGAUCAGGCGACGAACUUAAUCAUCGAUGAAUCGCACGAGAGGGUCUACUCCACAACGACUGGAGUAGAGCAGCAUGUCUUGGGAUUGUACAUUAUCAGAGGCGACAACAUCGCUGUGGUAGGAGAGUUGGACGACGAAAUGGAAUCCACGCUUGAUCUAACUGCGAUCAAAGCCCAUCCUCUCAAGCCCAUCCAACAUGGAGCUUAAAAAAUGGGCACAAAAGGCUCGGACUCUAACCGGUUUGUUAAUUUCCGUUAACUCCACGUCAGCCCUAGUUUCUUCUCACCGAGCGCGGGCUCUCGUCUUUCAACCGUCCGCCCGCCUUUUCUGCUCUCCGCCCUUCUUUCUUCGUUUUUAGGGUUCUUGUAGGUAGAAUCGAUGAUCGCGUGAUCGCGGCGGCGUGUCGCUGGUAGAUUGGAUCGAUCAGUGUAUCUUUCUUGUUUCUACCGGAUGCCUCUUCGCGGUUCUUCCCCCCC